CCAGAUGAAAAUGUCAGAAGAUGAUACUAAUAUGGAAGAAUACCCCACUGAAAUCCAUGAUUAUCUUGCAGCAUUUGAAAAAUCUCUUGGUUCUGUAGAUGAGAUGCUGAAGACAAUGAUGUCAGUUUCCAGGAGUGAGCUUCUCCAAAAGUUAGAGCCUCUUGAGCAAGCAAAGCUGGAUUUGGUUUCAGUGUACACGUUAAAUUCAAUGUUCUGGGUGUACUUGGCUACUCAGGGAAUCAAUCCAAAGGAACAUCCAGUGAAACAAGAACUGGAGAGAAUAAGAACAUACAUGAACAAGGUCAAAGAGAUAGCAGACAAGAAAAAGGCAUCCAAACUUGAUAAAGGAGCUGCUUCUAGAUUUGUAAGAAAUGCACUCUGGGAACCAAAUGCUGAAAAUGAACAUGCCUCCAAAACUUCUGCAAAAGGAAAAAAGAGAAAGAUGGACUAAAUUUCUGUUUCCCCUUAGAUGAAUUAGAGACACCUAUAACUUAUUUCAAAAUUUGUUUUGCAUAAUGUAUGCAUCUUGCAGAGGUGCUAUAAAGCAACAUUUUGAUUUAGUUAUACUUAAGAAUUUAUAGGACUGUAUUUUGUCCAGAACACUUGUCACUGAGGUAAUCACAUUAUAUGUGUAUCUGAAAGUGCCAUUUGAUGUGAGCGAAGUAAUAUUUCAUUAGUCAAAUAAGAAUUAACUAAUAUACACUUGCUGGUAAUAGAUAUUAGUAAUGUUUUGCUCAUAAUGCCUAAGAAUU
Molecule: messenger RNA, 752 nt
Organism: Chaetura pelagica (chimney swift)
Lineage: Eukaryota; Metazoa; Chordata; Aves; Apodiformes; Apodidae
Gene: C1D
Product: C1D nuclear receptor corepressor
Exons: 4
Coding region: 5-451 (148 amino acids)
Biological process (GO): maturation of 5.8S rRNA; regulation of gene expression
Cellular component (GO): nucleolus; exosome (RNase complex)
Molecular function (GO): RNA binding; DNA binding
Source: RefSeq, a predicted model, not a curated record